This is a messenger RNA of Cryphonectria parasitica EP155, 1560 nucleotides long. RefSeq lists its product as uncharacterized. The coding region runs from base 1 to 1560 and encodes 519 amino acids. The transcript is spliced from 4 exons. The record is from RefSeq and is a predicted model, not a curated record. NCBI's taxonomy places the organism in Eukaryota, Fungi, Ascomycota, Sordariomycetes, Diaporthales, Cryphonectriaceae.
AUGUCACCCAUAAGCCAAUUGAGAAAAUGGUUCUUUGGCAGCCGCAAGCUCAAAAUCCAGAUUGUGGGCCUAUCCGGAAAAACCGAGAUGCUGUACACCUUUAAGAACGCCGUCAACCCAGGCGAUGGCUGCUCGCGUUUCUCGAAGCACAACUAUGUUUCGCACUUGAUGGGGCCAGAAACACUGGUCUGGUUUAUCCAUGACUGCACUGUGGAUGUGGAUGCGAUGUACCUUCUGGAAUUUGUUGACACAAUGAAAUCCAAGGGCGCUAAGUACAUCUGGGUUCUGCUUAGCAAACAGGACCUGCUCCCGCAAGAAGGUCGCGAGAAGACCGUCGGACAACACCGACAGAAACUCGAAGACGUCCUCGAGAAGCAUGCGAGGCCGGCAGGAAUCGCAUGGUUCAUUGUCGAUGAGCCGGGCUUCAACGUCAAGACACCAAGCUACGUCCUCUCCUUUGUCAAAAGCGUGACGCAGACCGUCGUCCAGCUGGACAAGGAGCCGGAGCUGAAGUACAAAAAGCAGAAGAGCGAGGCCCUAUCGAGCAAGCCCACGGAAAAGGAGCUUCGCGACAAGAUCAUCACGUCAGAGAUCAAGAGCGGUGAUGAGUUCUGGCAAGCCUUCUUGUCUGCGGACAUAACGAGCUGGAGUCAUCUUGACCAUCUUCAGGCUGGCUAUCUUGUCAUGUUGGAGUCUAUUGAGCAUGGUCAUGGUCUACUCAGAUGUGCUACCACCUUUCUUGAACAUCUCACACGCCUCCGGGAGGCUCGUCCAGAUGUUUUCCGAAACUCGGCCCACUUCACUAUGACGGCCUUCUGGAUCCUGCAGCUUCGUCUCGCCACGUUCAACUUCCAGUACGACCUUCACGACGGAGCACCCCCGUCAAAAAAUGAUUUCCGGUCAAUCCUUCUGCACACACCUUCUCUCCUCUACGGCCAACUCUGGGCAUUCUAUUACACCAAAGAUGUUCUCUUCUCAGCUGAUGCCCGCACAAAUUUCGCCAUGCCAGAUAUCAAGCCAUUUCCCCAAGUGACCAGGCCUAUGGUCACCGCCUGGGCUGAGGGCAAGGACGAAACGCAAGCCUACGAGGACUUGGAGGCCCUAAAAGGCCCUUUCACAGGUCCAGAGCGUGUUCCACGAUGGGCUUUUGAGCUGAUUCGGAACGUCUUGCGCAAUGACCUUCGUCGCGGAAAGGCCCUGAAAGAGGGUCUGGAAGAGCUACAGGCUGACACCGUCAGGCUGCGUAGCCUCCAUCCUGAACUGCUGGCAUCUGGGGACAUGCCUCCGUACUCGGAGACACAGGCGUACUUUUGGGCCCAGCUGAUCCAUAUAAAAUUGCGAACCCUCUUGGACGAGCCUCGCAAAGAUGACGCGUCUGCGACUUCUGAUGGGACUAGAUAUGACGACCUUUCUUAUGAAGAAUUCAAGGAAAUGAGCGGUUUCACUGGUCUAGAGUGGAAAGAAUACUACAGCCGGGACGUCUGGGAGAGCGUCGAGGCGAGGAUUGCAUUUGUCAAUCCUGACAAAAAGCCACUGCUGGAUGUUCUCAAGGUGUCCUGA